AGGAAGAAGAGCCCAUCUCAAUUCGCAUAAAAAAAAAAAGAAGAGGAAAGAGCCCAUCUCAAAAUUCUCUGGUCUCUCCCCUCCAAAAACCCCACGCGCCGUUCCCCACUUUCCCCGCCGGUGCACACGCUCCUCUCCCGCCUGCUUCCUGUCCCAAUCCCAUGGGCGACCCGGACCUCCUCCUCUCCGCCCACUCCGCCGCCACCGCCUUCCCCUCCUCAACUCGGAAACACCCUGCCCCCAUCGAUGAGCACUCCUCCGAUCCCAGCCCGUCCAUCACCAAGCGGCCUAGGGUUGCGGCGGAGCCGCCGGUGCCUGGCGGCUCGGCCUCGUACCCCGAGGCGGAGGUCCGGUCGCUCGUCAUGAUGGCCGGAGGAAUCUACCCGCUGGCGCGGGCGGAGGCGCUCCGCGGCCUCGCCGCGGUCCUCGAGAAGGUGGACGCCAGCUGCGGUGUCGGCGCAGGGCUCGUGGAGUGCUGCUACGGAUGCGCGGUGGAGCUCAUGAGGGACGACGACGAGGGCGUCAGGUUGGCCGUCGUGCGAUUGGUAGGCCUAUGUGCUCAGAAAGUUGCUGCGAGGAUGGAUGUCGGCAGCAAGGGCGAUAAUGAUCUCAUGGACUUGAUUUUCCAGCAGCUUAGCUCCAUGGCUAGGGACAUGUGCAUAAAAGUGAGAAUUGAAGCAUUUGCUGCCCUUGGUAAAAUGCAACGAGUUUCUGAGGGUGUAUUACUUCAGUCGCUGUCUAAGAAGGUCAUAAAAACUGACACUAUGAGUGGUUGUAUCAUCAAUGGCCAAAAAUUACCUCCUAAGUUAAUUAUUCCCUGUGCUGCUGGCAUUUUUGCCCAUGGAAUUGAAGAUGAAUUUUACCAGGUGCGAUCUGCUGCUUGCACAUCAUUGGGAGCACUGGCUAAGUUUUCUAGCCAGUAUGCGGAGAAGGCCUUGGACUUGUUGAUGGACAUGAUGAAUGAUGAUACAGAAGCAGUUAGGCUGCAAACUUUGCAAGCACUAUUUCAUAUGGCAACAUAUGGAUAUUUGAGUAUGCAGGAGAAGCACAUGCAUAUGUUUCUUGGCUUGCUGGUUGAUGCCAAUGCCUUAAUUCGAAAUGCAGCGCGCAAGAUUCUUGGGUUAGUCAACCUGCCCAAACUUCAAAUGUUCAAAUCUGCAGUUGAUGGUCUCAUUACAAGUUUGGAGAAAAACCCUGAGGAACAAGAUAUAUAUGGUAUUCUGUUUUCCAUUGGUAAGAAUCAUGGGAGCUUUUCUGCUAAUGUUGCUAAACAUUUGGCCAAAGAGAUCGCUAUGGCAUCUGACGGAGAGCUUAUCUUGGACAAACCUAGGAUCAAAGCAUUGUUAAUAGUGUCAAUCUCAGCACCUUUUUCUGAUGAUAAGCACAAGAAGCUGGACAUACCUUCGAUUAUCUUCUCACAUGCAGUUCCCCUAUUGGGCAAGGUCUCGUGUGCACUAGGAGAAGAGGUUAAUCAGGAUUCACUCUUAUCCUACUUGUGUCAUAAAGGUGGAAUGCCAUUUUGGGGAAGCAGAUCAAUAUCUGCAGAGUUUGGGGAAUCUGAAAGCUGCAAAAUUGAAACUGUAGAAGUUGGUAACCAAAUAGAAAAUACUGCAAAGGCAACUAAGUGCCUAGAUAGAGUUCUGGUAAUGCAAGCCAUUGAAUCCAUACUGCAAACAGUUGAAGGAGCCUGGACUAUGAAAACAUCAUGCAAUAUUUGUGAAGCCCAGACUAUUUUGAGAACAUGCAACAAAGAGCUAAAAGUAUUGGCUGAAAAUUCUUCUGGAUCAGUUGGUGCAUUCUUGAGUUUUCUAUGUGAGUAUCUUGUUGCAAUAAGGUUGAUUGUUGAAAUAUGGCUGUUGAUUCAAUUGGAUAAUUCUCAGGCUUUUGGUCUAACAUCACAUGAUAUUCUACUGGAGAAGUUGGAUAUAUCUGUAAGAAGGAUGGAAUGCUGUUAUGCUGGAUUAAAUAGAGAAUUGGAGGUUCAAGUGUUGGAGCUUGCUUUGUUAGCUAAUUUAUUGGGAUUGUCAAAGAUUGGAGCUUGUUCAAAGGUAGUUCUGGGUAAGUUGCUUUGGGUAAUUAAUCGCCUAGAAGGUCUGUGUGCUGAUGGGUCCUGUGAGCUGUCUGACUUCAGCAGAGAAAUUAAGAAAGCCUUUGAUGCCAACCCAGGUGAUACUCUGAUCGACAACAUUCACACUUUGUUUGAAUUCUUCCGUCUAAAACCAACAACAGAUUUUGGAAUGCUUAAAGCGACAAGUGCAGUGUUGCAGGUUUGUGAUAAUAAUUCUGAAAAUCCACUAUCAUACAUUUGUGGGUUACCAGUGGGUGUCAGCUUUAACAUAUCUCUGUGGAACAUAUCUAGUCAUCAUAGAUUGUGGCUCCGCAUGAGUAUUGGUGAGUCUGUGCAACAUACCUUCUUAGAAUUUUCGUCCUUUGAAGGUAAUGAGGAGGUGAAGACCUGUUCUAUGGUUGUUCCUCUUGAUUCUACUCCAAUGGCGCAUUCAUUUGUUCUAAGAGUAUGUCUGCUGAUGGAAUGUUCAUAUGGAAGUAUCAGCACCAACCAGGGAGGACAUGGAGGACCGAGUGAUUGUGUGGUCCAACUCUCCGAUGAACUGGAUGUUUAUUUUGUCAGGAUUGGGCAAAGGUAGUCGUUAAAACAAGUGAUCAUAUGCUCUCCGUCAUGCGCAUUAUCUCCAACACUUGCUCGAGUAGUGUGGAUAGUUCGCAUGCUUUCACAACACAUAAGGUGGAUUAGAACAGCAGACCACAAAUGCGAGUAUCAUGUAAUCCAUCAAAAUACUCAUGUCCGUUUUGGAUGGAUGAGGCAAGUGACUGGGAAGAAUUCACACCUCAUAAAGGUCCAGGAUCUCAGAGAAGAAAGAUUCUUUUGUGCUGAGAUCUUUGUAGCGGUAGCAGAAGCAAGCAGAUGUGCCACAUAUUUCAUAACUGUAUGAAUAGUUUGGAGGUGCAAAUGGUUUGCAAUCUUGUUCAAGCGCUUGAAGUUUGUCAGGAGCUACUGCUUCUCUUGGAUUGUGAGCCUGAUGAUGGAGAAGGGCCACCAUAACGUGCUGCACUGUGCUGGACAAGGUUAGAUUGAGCAGUCCGUGGAUAGAGGGUGAAUUUAUUUGUCAUGAACUUGUGCUCUCUGUUAUGCUCAUAAUCUUCAGCACUUGCUCGAGUUGUGUGGAUAGUUUGCAUGCUUUCACAAUGCAAAAAGUGGAUUGGAACAGUAGACCAUAAAUGAGAGUAUCAUGUAAUCCAUCAAAUUACAUGUUCGUUGCGGAUGGAUUAGGCAAGUGACUUGGAAGAAUUUGCACCGUGAUCCAGGAUCUCUGAGAAAAAGGAUUCUGUUGUGCUGAGAUUUUUGCAGUGGCAGCAGAAGCAAAGCAGAUGUGCCCCAUUUUUCAUAACCAUAUGUAUAGUUUGGAGGUGCAAUUUUUUUUUAGAGGAGUUUGGAGUGCAAAAUGGUUUGCAAUCUUGUUGAAGCGCUUGAAGUUUGUGAGCUGCUGCUUCGCACGGAUUGUGGGCCUGAUGAUGGAGAGGCCCACCUAACGCGCUGCGCUGUGCCGGACAAGGUUAGAUUGAGCAGCCCGUGGAUGGAGGAUGAAUUUUCUUUGUCGUGCAUUUAUGUGGCCGGCGUGUGACGAGGAUGACAAACUGCUCGAUCGGAAUUAUUCAGUACUGUCAAUGUUAGCUCUCUUACCGUACUCGUGAAUCGUGAUAUAUGGACCGGUGUAUUUUGCUAGCUCUUCCUAGGUUUUAGUUCGUGCAGUUUACUUACGAUCAUGUCCAGAUAAUUAAGGUAUAUAUCGCGGUCAUUACCAUGAGAUGUGUAUCUAUCGAUAAGCUGAUUGUUGUUUUGCCUAUGAAAUUAAUCAUGAAUCAAACUCCCUUCUCCCUACAAAUUA
Setaria italica (foxtail millet) is the source of this 3905-nucleotide messenger RNA. RefSeq names its product protein SIEL. The record is from RefSeq and is a predicted model, not a curated record. Gene Ontology annotation, cellular component: endosome. NCBI's taxonomy places the organism in Eukaryota, Viridiplantae, Streptophyta, Magnoliopsida, Poales, Poaceae. The transcript has 8 exons. Bases 162 to 2645 code for a protein of 827 amino acids. Gene Ontology annotation, biological process: intercellular transport.